AUGGCUUCCAAGUUUUUGCAGUACUUUGCAGUUGUAUUUCUCAUCGGUGCUGCUCAAGCAGGCAUUAUUUCAGUACAGGAGCAGCAUGGAGUGCCUUUCGAGCAUCAGCAGCACCAACAGCACCAUGAUGCAGCAGUUCUAUAUCAUGCACCUGCACAGGUGGCACACAUUGCACACUCGCCUGCCGCUCAUGCCGUUCACUUGCAAGCUGCUCACGAACAGUAUCCCGAUGAUCCUCAUCCUCAAUACAAUUUCGCUUAUGAUGUGCAGGAUGCCGUUUCUGGUGAUUCCAAAAGCCAGUCCGAGAGUCGUGACGGCGAUGUAGUUCAUGGUGAAUACUCCUUGAACGAUGCUGAUGGUUAUCGUCGCACAGUUAAAUAUACUGCCGAUUCGGUCAAUGGUUUCAAUGCUGUGGUAGAGCGUGAACCCCUCACCCACAAAGUAGUCGCUGCUGCACCCGUGCACUAUCAGCACUCCCCCGCCGCUGCUCAAGCAUAUGCCGCGGUGCCAGUUCAACACCAAGCCGUUCAUACGAGCUACGAAGCUCCUCAUCAAGAAGAGCAGCAAUACUUCCAUCACUAAUUGACUGAA
Messenger RNA from Anastrepha obliqua, 591 nucleotides. It is a transcript of the gene Ccp84Ac, whose product is annotated as larval cuticle protein A2B. Gene Ontology annotation, cellular component: extracellular matrix. The record is from RefSeq and is a predicted model, not a curated record. The transcript has 2 exons. Lineage: Eukaryota; Metazoa; Arthropoda; Insecta; Diptera; Tephritidae. The coding region runs from base 1 to 582 and encodes 193 amino acids.